Molecule: messenger RNA, 2268 nt
Organism: Baudoinia panamericana UAMH 10762
Lineage: Eukaryota; Fungi; Ascomycota; Dothideomycetes; Mycosphaerellales; Teratosphaeriaceae
Exons: 1
Coding region: 1-2268 (755 amino acids)
Source: RefSeq, a predicted model, not a curated record
AUGCACCCGCAUGACCGCGUCCACGAGAAAGACGAAGAGCUUGGGAAGCGCAGUGACGAUCUUAAGCCGAGGAGGAGUCCGACGGCAUCGAGUCUGCUGCAGCCAUGGCGCUGGCGCAAGAGGCGCUUGCUGUGGGCCGUCGCGGUGACAGCUUCGCUCUGCUAUGGUGUUCAUCUGCUGUCGACGGGAUGGAUCCCGUCCUUAGACGCUAUUCGCGCGUCGCCCAGCUUUCCACUUCCAGCUCCACGACCGGGAUCAGAGCUGCAAGAGCCCAUAGGCCCGCCUCCGAGGCAGCGAGUUGCAAGAUCUGGCGAGGGCUCGGACAAGCAUUACUAUGAAGGCAUUCUCAAGUAUUACCGGCUGGCGGCGAGCUUGCACGGCAUUGUACGGACGAUGGGCGGCAAGCCGGACAACCGCAACAUUCUGUUCGCGGUGUCUUCGCUUAAAAGCGCGGCCAACCUCAUCCCCAUGGCUUGUGAGAUGGCUCGCUGGGACAGGAACUACGUCCACAUGAUAUUGCUCGGCCGCGAUCCGUUGUCACUAGACGAUAUUUUGACGAUCAACGGCGUGACCCUUGAUGAUUGUAAUGUAUACUUCCACGACGGUCGGCCGGAUUACACCGAUUACAGUACCGACGACCGCGCCGAAGCCUCGGUGCAUGCGGCAAUGCGGCACGUAUGGGAUUUCAUGCACCCGCAAGCCAUGAUCAUGGACGACAGUAGUGAGGAAGACGACUUUUUCGUUCGAGCUAUGCGGCUGGAAGGAGCGAAGAUGCGCCGGCCGAUUAUCGAGAUACCUACUGGCCGGUACGAGGAGUUCUUCUGGAUGACACGCUUGGACUCCGGCGGUUUGCGCAAUUGGUUUAGGCCUACGAUAGACAUCCUCAUACACGCACCACCGGACAGCUCAGGAGGGCUACUGCGGCUCGUGAAGAGUCUAGAAGGAGCGGAUUAUGGUGGGCUGCGAGUGCCGAAGCUGUCCAUUGAGCUGCCUCAAGAAGUCACGUCGUUCGUUCGAAGGUUCUUGGAAUCCGUCAAUUGGCCUCCAGUCGAUGAUGCGUCUCCACUGGCACCGAGCACUUUGACCGUACGGCACCGCGUCUUCAGCGCUCAUUUGAGCUCCGAACAUGCGGCCGUGCGCUUCUUGGAGUCUUUCUAUCCGAAGAACCUGAAUGACCAUCAUGUGCUUGUCCUCUCCGCCGAAGCCGAACUCAGUCCUCUAUACCUACAAUACUUACACUAUGUCAUCUUGGAGUACAAAUACUCAUCCUACGCCAUACCGGAAGCCGAGCAUUUGCUAGGCAUAUCGCUGGACGUGCCUAGCAACUUCAUCAACGGCAGUGACGGCUUUAACCCGCCAAUCGUCGCCAACAUGAACUCGCCGCGCUUUGUGGACAACAAGAGCUACAACCAAUCCAGCAGCGCUCCCUUCCUGUACCAGGCGCCCUCUUCCAAAGCCUGCUUAAUCUUCGGUGACAAGUGGGCUGCCCUGCAUAACUUCGUAAGCAACCGCAUCACCGCGAGCCACACCGGUAAAGCAGAGAAGACGAAGAAGGUGGUUGCGGAGACGGAACCGGCAUGGAUGGAGUUUCUGCUCGAGCUGAUGCGAGCGAGAGGCUGGAACGUGCUAUGUCCGCCCGUACCGCUCGCAACCGUCCAUAACGACCUCUCGCAGAUACCGGAAGAGUUUCUGCGAGAGAAGACUGAAGGGCAGAAGGGCUCGGAAGUCUCACGACAGUCGAACCACCCGGAAGAGGAGCCAUUCUUGCUUGGGCCCGAUGCGCCUACACUUGCCACUCAUCUCGAAAGAGAAGGGGCAGGCUACGUGCCACUGCACGAGCUGCUACCGUUCAACGGUGACCUCCUCGAGCUGCCGCAUCUGCCACAUCUCUCCUACCGCGGAGUAUUGUUCAACCCGAUUGAGCUUAGACCUCAAGCUGAGGAGUUCGCUAUCACACUCCGUCAGUACGCCGGUGGCUGCGAUGCCAAAGAUGCCGCUCGCAAGCGCGCUGUCACGGACAUCGCGAAUACGGAUGAUCUGUUCUGUCUGCCGGGUAUGGAGUUGAGUUUGGACAGUGAACGCGCGGAGAGGGACUCGCUAUUUGGACCCGAGGUUGUUGCCUCUGCUGUGCAGCAGGCGGUGAACAAGGCCGACGCGGCCGCUGCGCAAGCAGAAGAGGCGACAACAACAUCUGCCACUACGAGUACAGCCGCAGCUUCAGAGACGCUUCCUCCCGUAGGCGUGAUGGUGGAGAGUGAAAUGGGGUGA